AUCUGAUUGCAACGGACUUGUUCAGAGACUAGCGCCUCGUUCGCAUUUCUCCAGCAAAAUGGCAAAGGCAGCCUCGUCGCUCUUCCAGACCCUGAAGCGCUACUUCAAGAAGCCGUGGGAGAUCACCGGCCCGUGCGCCGGUCCGGAGUACAGAUCCGCCUUGCCAGGCGCCCUGGAGUACCGGCUGGAGUGCCCCGCCACCACGAAGGUCCAGCCUUGGAUCCCCUCCUCCGACCCCGAGACUGUCUUCGACAUCAAGUACCACACCCGCGACCAGCGCCGCAACCGCCCUCCCAUUCGCCGGACUGUGCUCAAGAAGCCCGACGUGGAGAAGAUGACGAAGGAGAAGACCUUCGAUGUCUCCGACUUCCCCAGAGUCUAUCUUACUGCCAUGGUAGAGGAGGACAUGAACGCUCGUGGCGGAGGGUACCAGUAAUAGGCUUGUGGGGUUGUGGAGAAAUGGUCGUGCUCCAUUGUUCCUUCUGUUUUGCUUUGUGACUAAUGAUGGGGCAGAUCAUAUCAGAGGUAGAGAUUUGCCCUGACUGCCCAUUUAAAGAAGAUAUGGUGUUUGAAUAAGAAUGUUUGCCUGCAGUUGAAUUGUAUUUCCUGUUGCUUGCUUCUUGCAUCAAUUGUUUGUAUACACAAUCCAAAUGUUGAAUGCUUGAUGACCUAACUGAUGUCUCCAAAUUCUAGAAUUUUUUACAUGUGAUCAUCUAGCGGAACUUUUCAGUAUCAUUUUUCCGCCAAGAAUUCUCGGCUAUAUGUACUUUUAAGUGCUUAUGUCUUUUCAGUUUCAUACAAUAAAAACUUGAGUGUUACUUCC
Molecule: messenger RNA, 823 nt
Organism: Alnus glutinosa
Lineage: Eukaryota; Viridiplantae; Streptophyta; Magnoliopsida; Fagales; Betulaceae
Exons: 2
Coding region: 59-436 (125 amino acids)
Source: RefSeq, a predicted model, not a curated record